This is a messenger RNA of Sphaeroforma arctica JP610, 990 nucleotides long. RefSeq lists its product as hypothetical. The coding region runs from base 109 to 990 and encodes 293 amino acids. The record is from RefSeq and is a predicted model, not a curated record. NCBI's taxonomy places the organism in Eukaryota, Ichthyosporea, Ichthyophonida. The transcript is spliced from 2 exons.
CUCAGUGGUGGGCAACGUGCGCGCGUCGCUCUGGCGCGUGCACUGUACGGUGAGCACUUGCUGUACAUUCUCGACGACCCAUUGGCCGCAUUAGAUGGUCCUGUGGCUAUGACCAUUGUGAAACGCAUAUUACUAGGCUCACUCAGGGAUAAGGCAGUACUGUUUAUAACCCACAACACCGGUUACUUCAAGGGUGUCAGCGACAGCGCCCCUGUGACAACUGAGCAGCGACUACCACCGCAGAGGGCAACCGCAGCACAAGUGCACAGUCAUAGUCAGUCAUCGCCUGAGCCGAUAGGCUAUAGUGCCACACGUGGUACAACUCCAGGUGACUCUGGGGCUGUCCCAGACAGUAAAAAUUGGGCCUUGCCACCCAAUGGAGGUAGCUCUGGGGCUGUCCAAGAUAGUAACGAUCGGACCAUGCCGCCCAAUACGGCAUCGGACAACGUUAGCCGUAUUCCGGAGAGUGAGCAGGCAGCAAUCACCCCACUCCCCUGUCAUAAGGAAACUCCCACGACAGUCCCCAACCAAAACGUUAACGGUAUUCCGGUGGAGACGAGCGCCGAGAGCCCUUCACUAACCCACAGCAAACACUCGCAGCCAGUGGGUAGCUGCAGGGUGGCGGGAGAGGCGUUUACGCGGCAAUUGGCGUACUACGCAAUGGAGGACGGGCGUUUGACCAUGCAGCAGCGUGGCGAGAGUGUAUUGGUAAGCGAUGCGUGUGCGGCUGAUAGUGGGCAGGUCCGUACAGCUGAUGAUUCGCGUGGUGUUGAACCGACAGAUAUCACAGGACCGAACAUGCCCUGUCCUGAAGUGUCGGGUAACAGGACUGCAGGGGAUGUCCUGGACAGUCCGGGUAGUGAUGCAGAGGAGGAGGCCCUCGAAGAGUGUGAGAGCGGCGUAGUGCACCGCUCAGUGUACCGCAUGUACGCUGUGGAGAUGGGGCUGUGGCUGGCCCUGGCAGUGUUUGUGAGCAUGACUGGUAUGUAG